Molecule: messenger RNA, 2370 nt
Organism: Raphanus sativus (radish)
Lineage: Eukaryota; Viridiplantae; Streptophyta; Magnoliopsida; Brassicales; Brassicaceae
Product: meiosis-specific protein ASY2-like
Exons: 2
Coding region: 311-2125 (604 amino acids)
Source: RefSeq, a predicted model, not a curated record
CAGUUCCUCACUCGAAUACCGCGGAGUACGAGGAAGAUUUCUUGGAGAGUGCUCGGGUUAUCGCGUCCCAGAAACAGGAUUUUUGGGAGAACUUCUCGUACAAGAGGAUUCGUAGGUCGAUUGGUCGGAUCAAGCAGCGUAAGUUUCUCUUUCUCUUCUUUUGCUCGGUUUCCUCAAGGAUCCUAAGUCGCUUUCUUUUGUCUUUGCAGAGGUUUGGCGUUCGGACACCGUUCCUCUCAUCACCAAAAAGUCGAAGAGAAUCAACUUGUUCACCAAAGCCGAGCAGAUUGAAAUUAACCGAGCCAGAGCUAUGAGGGAACUGCCGGAUCUAAGUUUGGUGGUUGGGAAGCAACUCGGGUUCGUGGAACCGGACCAAAGCUCUAACGCAAACUCCUCUGAUCCCGGGGAGCCGAGGGCGACUGAGUCGGACGGGGCUCAGCUCGUGAGAAAGUCGGGGAGCAAGAGGAAGGAGAGGGGAGGCGUUUCUUCCGAGGAGAAGCAAGCCGAGGAGACUUCCACCGGUGGGGGCGCCGGAUCGGAGAAGAAGCGGGCGCGCAAGGAUCCCGUUGAGGUUCGGCCUUCCUCUGUGGAGAGAGGUGAGCUCCAGGCCUUGGAGCCUAGCAACAAUUCUCGAGACGACGUUCUCCCGGAUCCGUCUCUCGAUGGUGGUCUUCAGGGGACUUCUUCUAAGGUGAAGAAGUCGAAAAAGAAUAAUAAGAAGAGUGCCGGCGAACCCUCGGGGCACGAGAUAGCGCCCAAUACGGAGAAGGAAACCGUGGAGGCUCCGACUACUGCCGUUUCCCUCCCAAAGGCGGCGGUUCGUGAAGAUGCCCGGGGAUCGAAAAGGUCCUCUCCGAAGGCUCAGGAGGGUAAGGCUGUGCCGAAGAACCUGCAGGGGUUUUGCCCGGAUAAAGUGGACUUCAUUUUCAAGCGGGACACUCCUCUCGUUUGUAACGAGAGAGAUUGCGCUCGUUUCGUCCGCCAAGUCCGGGGAAGUAGGGAGCAUCUCCCACUCGUCAAGGACUUAGUUUUCCAAAACGAGUACACCGCUGCUGCCGGUUCCUCGGUUAAGAGCCAAGGUGACUGGAACGAGGUCGUCCGCAUAUACGACAAGGAGCUGAAGAGGACCUAUGGUGUGAUUGAUAGGCAACGGCGCAACACCAAGGAGGCGACUGUCGCCUUAGAGGUCAUGCUCAAGAAGAAGGACGAAGCGGUUAUUGCAGAAGCGGCCAUGAGGGAUGAGCUCUUCCAGAAAGAGGCGGCUAUGAACAAGGAGCUGAAGCGAGCCCGGGAGUUGGUUAAAGCGCUCGAGAAAGAGAAAACCAAGCUGGCAAACGAGAAGAAGACCCUCGAGGAAGAGAAGGCGGCUGCUGCCUUAGAGCAUUCCAAGGAGAUGGAUCGUCUCCGAGAGUCGCGCCGCUAUGAGGUUACUCACGAACGGAUCCGAGUAAUGGCGGCGAUGCAUGGGAAAGCCGCCGCUCGCUUCCAGAGGAUCCAGGAUCGGGAGUCCCGUCGUGAUAACUUUGAGGAUGCGAGAUGCAUGCUCGGCCAGGCUCGGGGGAUGAGACGUUGCCUCGAAGGGAUGAAAGCGGCAGGUAAAAACAUCUCUCAGGGAGAUAUUGAUAUCUACGCCGGGCAAGAGAGGCAUUAUGAUGCGGAGGUGAAGCGUUUGAUCGUAGAUGAUCUUCUCGAGAAGGACCUUUCUUUAUCUCCUCUCGUGCUCGAGUCGAGGUUCGUUAUCCAGGAGAUGAUGGAUAAAAUCGACAAAUUUGGGUCGAACAUGGACUUGCUCGACUCCGAGGCCGCCAAGGCGCUUCGCACUCCCCUCAGAGCACCAGGGGAUCGAUCCGAAGAGCCGUCAAAGAGCCUUCUCGACACCGUUCAGUCGCCAGCUCGCCCUGAUGCUGUCCUCCCGGGUCAAGAAGUUGCCCUUAAGGACCCUUCCGUGGCUGAGGAGACGAACAAGUCAGCUCCCGACGAACCGAUCUCCAACACGCCGGUCAAUAUCUCCGACUCGCCGUCAUUCGAGGAUGCGGAUUCUGGCGCGAGUGAAGGACAUCUCGAGGGGGCGGACUCUGGCGCGAGCGAAGAACAUCCCGAGGAGGAUCUUCCUGCCUUGGAUUAGUAUCUGAUGUUUGUUGUAUCUGACUUUUGGCGCUUGUGCCUUUUAAACUAUUUCUUUUUUUCGGCUAAGGCCUUUUGUUGUAUGAACUACUGCCUUGCUUUUUCUUCAGACCUUUUAUGAAUUUUUAUUAUAUAUUUCAGUAAGUCGUUUCCACUUAGAAAUAUGUAAAUCGUUUUUGUUUUUAACCGAGAAAGGAUUCGAGCGGCUACUCGCGUUUGCCAGCGAGUUCCCACUUUUUCAGAUAG